Mesorhabditis spiculigera is the source of this 2775-nucleotide messenger RNA. The record is from the annotation of a GenBank genome assembly. Lineage: Eukaryota; Metazoa; Nematoda; Chromadorea; Rhabditida; Rhabditidae.
AUGAUAUGGCUGCUGACCGAUUUUGAGCCAGAUGCCUUUCCUCGCGGCGUUUUGUCACCACAUGGCGAGUGUUUCGGCGAAUUUCGUUCCGGCUAUCAGCGAAUCUCGAGCUUGGUCGACCAGAAGCCGCGGCUGGCUGCGAUGCAGCCACUAACACGAUGUUUGGAAGCUUGCCGUAUAAAUGUGUCGCCACUGUCCCGAGACCAUUUCCCGUGUCAGGGCAUCAACAUCAUUAGUGGGCGGAUCCCGAUGUGCGAAUUUUUUCCGGUGGAAAAGAAUGAAAAAGGCUUUAAGGAACGGCAUUGGCGCAAAAGCGAUUUUUCCUACUACUACGAGAAAAUGUGUUUCAAGCUGCCGGACGUCUGCGAGGGGAGGGCUUUUAUUUUCGACGUCAGAAGGGAUUUUCGAUUGAAGGCUAUCGCUAUUGAGCUUUCGGAUGUGCGCACUGUUGGCGAAUGCCGACAGCGGUGUCUCGAUGAAUCCUGCCCAGCUGCAACUUUUGAAUCGAGCACCAAAACCUGUCGCUUCUACAAUCAAACUCGGCAAGAAUCCGAAGGGGAAGAAGCACCGGGCGUGGACUACUAUGAAAACGCGUGCCGACCUGAACGUCGCCGAUGCGAAAACGGAAGGGUCGACUUUAUCAUGGCUCAACACGCCGAUGUCGCGUCGUUUGGGAUCCAGGCCGGUACACGUUCCGUACGCGACUGUAUGCGCGAAUGUAAUGACGAAAAUUACGACUACUACGAGGUGGCUUGCGAUAUGGGGCAGCAAGAUGACCCACGUGGGCGUGGAUCUAUCCUAGUGGCCAACGAAAGGAGUCUUUUAAAUGAACACCGCCACCUGCAGCAUGUCCACAUUGCCACUUGGGACGAGUGCCGUGAGGCAUGCGAACGAGUAAUUAACCAUAUCUUUUUAAAAUUGACUACUUUUUCGGCGGUUUUUGGCUGCCGCACCUUCGCCUUCUCGGCGGCCAUCUCUGAAUGUCAUCUAUCCGCCAUUCAAAUUGAAAAGGCCGACGAUCAGCGCCUCCAAAUCAACCGCGACUUUGAUGUUUUUGCGAGGAUGAAGUUGGAAACAGAGAGCCCACGCAUUCAAAUAUCAUUGGACGUGCUGAGCACGACUCCGCUGCCGAAGUUUAUCGAACAACCCGCGCCGGCAAGCCAUCUGCAAAAGAUUUUCGACACUGGCAAGGCGAUUGAGUCAAGUAGUUCGAACGAGUCCCCGGCAACUCUCGACGGUGGAUUGCAAGAAGAUAUCUUUGCUUUCCCCACGACAACCACUGACAUUUUCGCCUCCAGCACGUUUUCGAAGGCUACAGAUCCCGAUUUCCCAACACUUGGUACAGAAGCCACCGCCGAGACGACACCGACAAGUCGCGAUCCGGUGACAGCCCCUGAUGCCCCUCCACGUCUCCUAACCCCGGAACCCGAAGCGGAAACAAGCAUCCAAGAGCAUCGCCCUCGCAUCUUCCAGGGGCACAACUUUUUGCAAGAAAAGGCGCGCAUACACCGGCCAAGUAUUCUGGACGUUGAAGCGAAUACCGUGAUGCUGCCUAAUGAAAAGCUUAGCGAAAAUCAGGUGACCACGAAUUUCCAGCUUGAGGUCGAUCCGAAUUCUUCCGACUUUCAACAGCCAGACGAGAAGCCACCACCAAGAAGAAAACCUAGCGCCCUGCCCAGCGAAACUCCUGACCCUGAGGAGCUUGAAUUGGAGGAGAAUGGCAUGCCACGGGUUAUUCCGCUCACCGAAAACGUCGGCCACGUCUCGCCGUCGGCCGUCGCAACCCGCGCCGAGUGCUACGAGAACGGGGUGAACGUCACGUUUCAAGUCAACGGAAAAGGGCAGGAUUACACGGGUGCUGUUUACGCCGCCGAGCGCUUCUCGCAAUGCAGAGUGUUCGUCAAGAAGGCGCGCUCAUACUCGAUCUUCAUCCCUCGGCCGGCCCAUAAUACGUGGUGUAAUGCGUUAGAAGUGGAUGGGGUCCUUUCCGUGGUAAUUGUAAUGUCAAACGAUCGCGUUCUUCCACACGACGUCACCACAAAAGACGAUCUAUUUUAUCAGAUCACUUGCAACUAUUCGCUGACAAAGGUGAAUCGCGUGGAAUCGGGUCUCGUCGUUGGGGGCCCGUCACCAAUCUCCAUUCGCUCCCGCCACUCGCGUUCAUUCGCCCUGCGCAUUAUGCAGGGAGACGCGCCGGUGGAUAGUGUCUUCAUCGGGGAGAAGCUCGUCGCCCGCGUCCAGAGCGAUAUUCCGCCCGAUCGACUACGCGUGAAUGAAUGUACGGCGACGAGGGUGGGCGGGCAGCUAAAUCCGGCGACAGUGCAGUUGAUUGCUGAUGGAUGCGCACUUAUGCCGUCCAUAAUGGGCCCGAUGCGUCUGGGGAACCAUGGAUGGGAAGCGCCGCUGAACGCGUUCCGCAUCGACGGCUCCGAGCAGAUCGAUAUCGUCUGCCUGGUCGUCGUCUGUCAACACGAUCGCUGUCCGGAAGCUAAUCUGACAUGCGGUGCGGCACCGUCAAGGAAUUCACGCUCUCUCAUCACAUCGAAUGCUGGGGAGCCGAUUCGUGUAGAUAGUCGCCUAAAAGUAUAUGGAAGCGAGCGAGAAGCAUUGCGAGAGGACGGCCCUGAAUUUUUCCCAGAACUCUGCAUACAACCAACUGUCUACCUCCCUUCAAUGCUUCUCUGCCUCUUUUGCGUCAUAUCACUAAUCUUCUCGCUUACAUUAACCAACAGGCACAAAGCCACCCUGCUCCGGGGGUUCGGCGACAGCGAGAGG